AUUUCUGUGCGAUGUCCGAUCCCAAGGAAGCCACCAUCGGCCAACCCCUUCCAACAUCCGGGUGGUGACCCAAGGGCGUGACCUCAGGAGUUCCCAACAUUCGUCACCUACAUCGCCAUCCCCCUAUCUUUAAACCUCACAUCACCUAUGUUGCCAGAGCCUGCUUUCCUUCGGUUGACUGAUAUCCUUCCGUGGAUUUAGCAUCAUUGCGCUAGACAUACAUUUCUACAGCUGCAUCUUACCGACUUACGGAAAUAUGACGAGUCCACUCAGCCCGGCGACCGAUCACCCACUCAUACUAAACGAGAAGCGCUCCGCCUCUGGAACAGGUCUCCUACCCACGGUCCCCGAAGCUGCGUCUAUUGCAUCGUCACCGGACCUGCAACAGGGGGAAUUCAACCCGUCCGCCGGGGCCAAACCAUCCUCACCCUUUUAUCGCCAUGCCACGCCAUCGCUGGCCAUCGACCGACUGAAGAAGGCCGCGCAAGCCACGACACAGUACAAGCCUCUUGACCCCGAAAACCCCCCAACGCUCGACCGACAGUCAGCCGGAUCCGGACAUCGCGAGUCCAAGCUCUGGGUUCAGGAAAAGCGAAGCUGUGCGUGGAUGACGCGGCUGAGCAGGAAGCAACGCAUGGUGGUUAAAGCAAGCAUUGCCAUUCUGACUGUUGGCACAAUGGUUGCGAUUGCGCUGGGGAUCACGGCGGCUGUGGGAGGAGCUGUGUGGAGGUCUGAUACACAACAAGUGGUGAUCGGGGGGUAGCGGGAGUGGCCCGAUGAUGGUGGUUUAGAAUGGCGGUGGAUACCUGGGCCACAGGAAUCGUGGAUAUUGGA
Aspergillus ibericus CBS 121593 is the source of this 834-nucleotide messenger RNA. RefSeq lists its product as uncharacterized. The record is from RefSeq and is a predicted model, not a curated record. Bases 257 to 763 code for a protein of 168 amino acids. The transcript has a single exon. NCBI's taxonomy places the organism in Eukaryota, Fungi, Ascomycota, Eurotiomycetes, Eurotiales, Aspergillaceae.